This is a messenger RNA of Erpetoichthys calabaricus (reedfish), 4267 nucleotides long. It is a transcript of the gene tmem200a, whose product is annotated as transmembrane protein 200A. The transcript is spliced from 3 exons. NCBI's taxonomy places the organism in Eukaryota, Metazoa, Chordata, Cladistia, Polypteriformes, Polypteridae. Bases 574 to 2049 code for a protein of 491 amino acids. The record is from RefSeq and is a predicted model, not a curated record.
CCGUGGGAACAGCACUGCUAUCUGUUCACGGGCGCGGACGCUGCUGCCUUCCCCACACUUAGAAUCAGAGGAAAGCUCUGUGGUUCUCAUCGUCUGUUCAGCAGGGAGAAGACGGCUAACUUUUUUGCUUAAUGCAACAUAUGAUUAAUCUUAUUGUAGGUGUUUGAAUACGGAGUCUCUUGAAAGACGUUUAAAUGGAUACAUGUGUGAGAAAACCCCGUCGAAGCUUCCUGUGACUGAUGGCAGAUAAUUUAUUUUUCCGAGUCCCGGAGGCGUUUGGAAGGAAUCUGCUGUUAUGAAGACAGUUGAAGAGAGUGCCUCAGCGAACACCACAAAGUGGGAGCAGGAGAAAGACCCCUCAUGGAAGUGCACAUCUUUUCCAAACCGGAUCAUAUGUAAGAACCGACAAGGAAAGCAAAAAGUCGGACAGAAGGAUUGUCUAUGGAGAGUACAAAUCGACACACUUUAAAACCAAUUCCCAGCACUACGGAUUACACGUAUCGCAUCGAUUCACUGGCUGUUACCUGGAAGGCAUGACGCAGUGAAAAGUUUUACAGGAAAAAAGACAGAACUAUGAUAGCAACUGGUGGAGUUAUAACUGGCCUGGCUGCUUUGAAAAGGCAGGAUUCAGCCAGAUCUCAGCAUCACCUGCCAUUGCCUUCUACAUCUGCAGAGCAGGAGAAGAAAAAAGCAAAGCGUAAACCCCGAGCUGAUGUUGUAGUUGUCAGAGGGAAGAUACGGUUAUACUCUCCUUCUGGAUUCUUCCUAAUUCUUGGGAUAUUGAUCUCAGUGGUUGGGAUUGCAAUGGCAGUGCUUGGAUACUGGCCACAGAAAGAAAUUGCCUUAACAGAAAACUCUGAUUCAUCAACCAAUGAUAUGCAGUUGACAAGGAACAAUGGUGGAAUAGUAGCUCAGUUUUUUGAGCAACACUUACAUUCAGAAAAAAUGAAAAUGCUGGGACCAUUCACAAUGGGCAUUGGAAUUUUUAUUUUUAUUUGCGCAAAUGCCAUUCUUCAUGAAAACAGAGAUAAAGAGACCAAAGUUAUACACAUGCGAGACAUUUACUCCACUGUCAUUGAUAUCCACAGUAUGAGAAUUAAAGAGCAGAAAUACAUGAAUGGGACAUACACUGCUCCUCUAGGGGAAAACGAGAUAUAUGAGAACCAGUGUGCCUCGAGGUUAGCUGCUAAUACUUUGCUGACAUUCUCUGGCUUUGGCAAUGAUAUUAGGGUAUCCCGUAGAACUAGCUCAACAGAAGAUGAAUAUGGUUUAGCAGACGAAGCCAAAGGUGGUCCAGAUCUCCUUCUUCCCAUAUGCAGGGACCGAUCUGGGUCAGUCUUUGGCCUCCAGCCAGAUAGCAACAGGAUGAAAGAUGACAAAAAUCAUAGCUCUAAAAAAUGUGAUACAAAGUCAAUUGUCUCAUCGUCCAUUAGUGCUUUCACCCUGCCUGUUAUUAAACUCAAUAACUGUGUGAUUGAUGAGCCUGACAUUGAUAACAUAACUGAGGAUUCGGAAUAUAGCAGGAAUGGGCCGAGACAGCCUUCAAUGGAUUCCUUAGCUGUUCCCUCAAUGGAUAUUACUGAAACAUACAAACCUCCCACUCCUGUGCUGCUACGAAGCAAUUCAGCAACUGAAUCCCAGAGCUCAUCCAAAUCAUCUUUAUCUCCUGGAUCAACAGGAGGGGCAUAUUUAUCGCCAGGUGCUGCUCGAAAGGAUUUUGGCUCCAACACUUCCCUUCAUAUGCUCUCAGCCCAUUCAAAAUCUUUGGACUUAGACAGAGGACCCUGUACUUUAACAGUGUAUCCAGAGCAGCGGAAACACCCAAGCUGGCCAAGACUGGAUCGAAGUAACAGCAAAGGCUACGUGAAACUAGAGAACAAUGAAGAUCCAAUGGACCGCUUGCCAGUGCCCCAGGUCGCUAACAAAAGGGAUUAUACUAAAAAGGAGAAGCUACUCAUGAUCUCAAGAUCUCAUAAUAAUCUGAGCUUUGAGCAUAAUGAAUUUAUCAGCAACACAUUAAAACGUGGCACAUCGGAAACAAGAUUCUAACCUUGGAAAAAGCUUUGCAACACUUUUUUUUGUGUGUAUCGUAAAAAGUGUUUAUUAUAAUAAUAAAAAAUGUGUGUAUAACAGUCAUUGUCAUAGAUUCCAAUGCAGACGUUUGAAUUAACUUGAACGCUGUUGUCAUGCAUUACGUUUUUCAUUGAAGGACUUCAGUUCAACAAUACCUGUGUGUUAAAAGAAACGAAGAAGUAUUGCUCAUUUCAUUUAAUGGAUCAUUACAUUUACAAAAGGUAAACGGCACCUAUAAAUAUUGUAGCAAAGAACAUAUUUACUCAAUAAUUAGAUAUCUGUGGGAAAGGGUCUUGUUUUUGUUUGACUACAAACAUAGGAAUAUUCACAUGGGUAAAAAGGAAGUGUUCCUCAGGGGUAGCUUUCUUAUUACUGUCACCAAAUAUCCAAAUGUUUGAUGGAAAAAAAAUGUCUGUUUAUCACCUUUCAUUCUUAUAAGUGAGAGUAUAGGGAUUAAAGGAAAUAAUAUCAGCUAAACAAAAAUAAAUAAUAACUGUGAAGACUUAAGUACUGAAGAGCAAACACAUUUGUAAUCGGUAAUUUAGCACCUAAUAAAAAUUAGCAACAAAAUAAGACACCACUUUCUUUGUUUUCAUGCAUCUUCUUUGUUUUAUGCCACUGACUUUAUCCUUGUAUUCAGUAUGUUUUUAAUUGUGUAACUAUCUACUGUAUUCUUCUUUCUGUACGCAUUGACUAACAGUGAAUGGGAUUUUUAUAAGGAAUAGAAUUAUUUUACACAUUUAUGGAAAAGAUAGACUGCAGGGCUCAACAAGGUACAGUAUUCUAGAUUCUAAAAAGAUCUUAUAAUAUGGUACCUUCUGUGCCGUGAAUUUAAUGGUUAGCUCCAGGGACCUGGACCAAUCAGUAUCUGGAUGGAGUUUGUGUGUUCUGCACAUGUGCAUGUGGGGUUUUAUCUGAUUAAUCGGUUACAGCACACACAAACACACACACACAUGCAGAGUCCAAAAAUGUGCAGGUUAUGUUAAUUUCAGACUCUGAGUGUACCCUGGCAUGUUCUGGUAUCCCAUUAAGCGUUUCUUCCUACCUUGUGCCCGAUUAAACACUAAAAUAAUUCUACCACUCAAAGCAAAAUUUCACUAUAUCCAUACUGUGACCACUACUGACCUAUAAUUUAUUACAUUACUUGUAAGCAGAAUUGCUGAAUAUAUAUUUUUAUUUUCAUGUAGUUACCAGACUUUUAUAUGAUUUAUAAGAUUUUGGUCUGUUUAAAGAAUACUUUAUUCCACGUUUACUAUUGUGCUGUUUAAGAAAAAUAAUAAAUCUGUUUCUCGAUUUGAGUCAUCAAUGACCCAGACUUAAACAUUUUGGUAAUACCAGACUUUCCAAAAUUUAAGUUAUCCGACAAGCAGUUGACUGCACCAGAAAUUGAACCAAGGUCUCUGGAGCUGUGAGGUACCACAGUGCCUCACUAGUAACAACCACAGAAACUAGAAAGAAACUGUACAGGUCUGAAUUAGUGUGUUAUAUUGUGUUGUACUGAUCCAUCAAAGUCAGGAUGUAGUGCAGGAUUGGUUUAGCAGAUCACAACUGAGCUGUGCAACAACUUUGUUUUUGGUAAAACAUAAUCCAUAAAGAAACUCUUCAGCAGUCUUUAUGGAAAUGUAACCAUGGUAUCCAUGUGUAUACUUUGAAAUGCUUGUCUUCUGGACAUCAUUCAAACAAAGACCUUAAUGUUAAGGUUUUCGCUUUUUCUGGUGUUAUGUUUCCUCUGUUACUAUUAUACUGGGCUUCCUAGCAGUUUUGUGUGAAGUCAGUGCUCAGGUAUUGAACUCUGUAUUCAUUCAGAAUGUUUUCUUUUGUUUUAUCUGUGUAAUUUUGUGAUUAUAAUUAAAACCAACAUUUUAAUGUUGUGUUGGCCAGAUUAUAUUAUCCCUGCAAUUUUAGUAUAAGAAGAUAAUUCUGGUUAUACCAAAAACAAAACAAUGUUUAUGUUUUUGUGUCAAAAGAGCACUAGCACUCAUUAAGUUUGGAUAUAUAAGUAUUUCUUGUACGUUAUGUCUGUAUAUUGUACCAGACUAGCUAGAUAUUUUGCUAAUGAGCUUUUACUAAAUAUAUUUAUUGUUCUUGAUAUACAUUGCUAUUUUUGAAAUAAAAAUACCAAAAUGCCUCAAUCAAAAUGUAUAAUUUACAUGUUUCUGAAAUAAAAUAUAUAUUAAAAUCUGCUCUUUUAUAA